AUGCGGAUCCAAGAUCCGCCUGGCGGAGGGUUUGGUGGACUGGGACUUGGUGGACUCGACAGUGAUCCUUUUGGACUUCGUUCAAUGAGUAUGAACUCAGGUCCUGAUUUAAAGCCUGUCACCUCCUCUAUGUUCGGAGCUAUUGGUACUGACUUUACUCGACCUCCAGCUAUUAGUAAAUCAGCUUCAGCUUCCACAAUAGGAAUGAAUGGUUCGGGUGCAGGCCAAGGACAGCAUCCAUCAAAUUUUCUUGGAGGUUUUCAGCCGUCUUUAAACAGGCCUGUCUUUCCACCAAUGGUCCCUGGACUUCCCACUAAUCCUCUGGGUCCUGGACUAACCUCUAAUAUCUCUACUCUAUCUAAUCCUUCUCUGGGAUUUUCCAGUCCUUUGAAUAGUUCUCUCAGCUCCUCUCUUCUUCCUCAAACUAGUUUUAUGGGCCAGGGGUCCCUAGGUCUUGGUCAGAGCCCGUUCGGGUCGAAUCCGGGACAUUUUGGGUCCAAUCCGGGUCCUUUUGGGUCUAACCCGGGUCCUUUUGGGUCCAAUCCGGGCUCUUUAGGAUCUUUUCAAGGGUUGAAUUCUGCUCAAAACAAUCCUGGUUUAAAUCCGGUAUUUAAUUCCUCCUCCUCUCUUUCUAAACUUGCCUCCGGUGUAUCUGGAGGAGGCCAGGCUCCGAUAGGAUCUCAGGGAUCGGCUCCGAGCUCCGGACCUGGAACUCCGGCUCCAACAGGGAAGCCAAGUUCUGCUUCCGCUAUCAGGCAGGAGCAGUUGGUGCGUAAACUAGUUUCCAGUAUUCCAGGUUCUUCAGAGGACAGUGUUAAACGUUAUAUUCAGGUCCUUCGUGAUCAGCAUGGAAAGUUAUCAGGUUGGCCGACCAGCAAGAUUGUGGCGGAGAUAACUCAGCUAAUGCAGCAGGGAUAGAACAGCUGAUUAUGGGUCAGCUUUUUUUAAAAGUUAGCUGAUUCCAGUAAAUCCUCGUAAUCUUAUCGGAGGCAGCUGCCGCCAUUUUGUUUAAUUGUACCGUUUGAAAUGUUGAUUUUAAUACUUAAUUUGAUAUAAAUUUCAGAAUAGCGAAGAGAAAUUCCUUGUUUGUAUUUGUACCCCGUCAAAAAGAAUUUCCCUGGAAUUUUCGAGAAAAAAAGUUCGCUCAACUAAUUGACUUAUGUACCUUAAAAAGUCUCAACAAAUGUUGUGUAUUAUAUAUAAAUGUGAUUUUUUUUGAUCAUGUUCUCCUUUUAAAGAACCCGAUUUGUAUUUUGUAAUUUUGGAUAAAGAUUUUAAAAUUUUAUGAAAAUUAUUGGGGAAAAAGGGUUGGGAAAAGCGUGAUUUUGAACUAACUAACAUUCCGUUGUUAAUUUCAUUACACCCUCCAUUUUUAUACUCCAUUUUAGUAAGAAUUUACCCGCCAUUUCAAUACAAAUCUAACCGCCAUUUGGAAUAUAAAUUAUAUAAUUUACAAUUUUGAAACAGAAAUUUUCAUCCGCCAUUUUGUAAUUUUUAAUACAAAUUUAGUUUCUUUGUAAAUUUUUAUAUUCCAUCUUAUAAAUUUUGAAAAUUACAUUUUCUUUCUGUGGUCUAAGUUCAAAUGUUAAAAGCAUUUGGAUGUACAGAUCAUAGACUUUAGAAAGAAAUUUUCCUCAACUUUUAGUCGAGGUUUUUUUUAUUAUAAUUUUGUAAAUUUUACCAGCAUUUAUGUUACGAUAAACUACAAAAUGUAAAGUAAUAGCGGCUAAAAUGUAGCCCAGAAAUAUAGGUUUUUUAAUGUAUAAUAA
Messenger RNA from Eurytemora carolleeae, 1769 nucleotides. Its product is annotated as chromosome transmission fidelity protein 8 homolog. The transcript has 8 exons. The record is from RefSeq and is a predicted model, not a curated record. Lineage: Eukaryota; Metazoa; Arthropoda; Copepoda; Calanoida; Temoridae. Bases 1 to 918 code for a protein of 305 amino acids.